AUGUCAACUACAAACACUAGACCUACAAGAACGAACCGCCGAAAACGACCACCGAAUCCAAAUUGGCGUGAAGAUUUUUAUCGCAACGGAAGACCGGAUGAACAAGAAGUAAUAGUUAUUUCGGAUUCUCCUACACCUUCGCACAACCGACCACUUACUUCACAAAUUGAAACGAGGGGUAUGAGGCGCGGUAGGCGUUCUCCACCAAAAUUAUCUAAUCCUCAACAGUUACAGUCUUCACAAGUAUUACUUCAACCAAUUUCAGCUUUACCGACACAUAAAAGACGACGAAAAGGUGAAAUUCAAUCGAUUCAAAAUUACCAACAGUAUAAUGAUACGUCCUACCGUUCUUAUAUUUCAACGAGUUCACAUACUUCUGCACAUUUUCGAGAACCAAUUUCGACAAGAGAGUCUUUUUCAUCCGCAUCUUCAUCACGUCAAGCAAUAAUACCCAAUUAUGAUGAUAAAGAUGGGCAUUACAUUGUAAAGAUUGGCGAUGAUUUGACUUCAAGAUACAGAAUUACUCGCCAGCUUGGACAGGGUACUUUCGGAAAAGUUGUACAAUGUUUCGAUCGUGUCUCAAAUCGACAUGUUGCAAUUAAAAUCAUUCGUGCAGUACAAAAGUACCGUGAUGCGAGUAAAAUCGAGAUAAGAGUUUUAAAUACUUUAAGUGAUCAAGAUCCUGCAAAUAUUCACAAAUGUAUUCAUCUUCGAGAUUGGUUCGAUUUCCGCAACCAUAUUUGUAUGGUUUUUGAAUUAUAUGGUUCCUCGUUAUUCGAUUUUUUAAAGCAGAAUGAUUUUGCGCCUUUUCCGAUGAAUCAAAUCCAACAUAUAGCAAAGCAAUUGUUAAGUUCCGUAGCCUUUUUACACUCAUUACGUUUAGUUCAUACUGAUUUAAAACCAGAGAAUAUUUUAUUGGUAAAUGAUCAAUGUAGGAAUCGUUCACCUGGGAAAACAAGACGUAUAUUAUUGGACACGGAUGUAAGAUUAAUUGACUUUGGUAGUGCAACGUUUGAUGAUGAAUAUCAUUCAUCUGUUGUUUCGACUCGACAUUAUCGGGCACCAGAAGUCAUACUAGGAUUGGGAUGGUCAUAUUCUUGUGAUCUGUGGUCUGUUGGUUGUAUUCUUGUUGAGCUGUUCACAGGGGAAGCCCUAUUUCAAACCCAUGAAAAUUUAGAACAUUUAGCAAUGAUGGAACAUGUUAUUGGUAGAAUUCCAGAUAGAAUUGUUCGGCAAAUGAGUCGACAUCAACAAUCAAAGUAUUUUAGGGGAAGUAGAUUACUUAAUUAUCCCAACGAUGAUACGACAAAACAGAGCCGCAAAUAUGUCAAGUCAUUACGUACUUUGGUCGAAAUUAUUGAGCCUGAAAAGACUACUUUCAGAAGCCAAUUUUACGAUCUCCUGCAUCGUCUAUUGUUGUAUGAUCCUAACGAGAGGAUUUCAGCGCGCACAGCGCUUAGGCACCCCUUUUUUUAUAUGUUAUUUGAUGAGGAGGGUAGACAAAUUCGCUAA
Messenger RNA from Funneliformis geosporum, 1512 nucleotides. The record is from the annotation of a GenBank genome assembly. Lineage: Eukaryota; Fungi; Glomeromycota; Glomeromycetes; Glomerales; Glomeraceae.